AUGCUCAAUAUCUUACUCCUAAUUGCUUGCAUAUGCAUUACAAUAGCUUCUUUCCUUUAUUUCUUCUACUUUAACCGGUUAAUUGCUUGGUUCAUCGGGCUAGUCAUUCGUCUGGUGUAUUGGAACGACGGAGCGUCCAGUAUAUGGCUUGAAAUUGGAUCUAUUCAUUUCUCCAUCCUUAGUGGAAGGAUACUCUUCAAGAAUGUACGCUACCAUUCAAGUAAUCAAACUGUCAAGAUUGUCAAAGGCCAAGUUGCCUGGCGGUAUUGGAUACGGCGACCAACGACUGAAGAGGAAAUAGGAAUGUCUCUAGGAGGAGGGGGAAAAAUCGCUCCUAGGGAUUCUUCUUGUCGCAUCCAAAUAACGUUGCACGGAUUCGAAUGGUUUUUAUACAACAGAACGGCUGCAUAUGAUAAUAUCCUGGCACAAAUGCGAUCUCAUAAUCCUGUGAACUCUCAAAGACGCACUUCGUUACACAAGUCUUCCGGCCUAAACACGCCUGUCGCAGCCGCGUCGCUGGUUCCCAGCUCUUUACGUACUCGCACGCCAAUCUUUCUUACCAAUUUGGUAACAUGGAUUCGAGGACAACUUCCGAACCUUGACCCGAAGGAUCUACUACCACUUGGCAUCGAUAUAAACAAGGGCGCUAUAAUUUGCGGAAAUCCUUCCACUCCCAAUCUGCUCGUGGCGGAGUUUCAGCAUGGGUCAGGUACUUUUGGGAUUGUUCCAUCGAGGUCGAAAUACGAUCUGUAUAAACAGAUGCUUACGCUGAAAUUCAAACAAGCCCUGGUUCAAUUUGUGGAAAAUGAGCAUUACCGCGACUCUAUGACAUCUACAGGAGAAACCAUUGAGAAUCAAAUCAACAAUUACGAUCUCAGGACACCCUCCACACUGGCUUCCUACCAUACUUUUGCCAAGAUCUGGGAUAGCCUCAAACUUUAUGCUCCUGUUCUCAAGUAUCUAUCAGCGAACCCCCGCCGUGUUAUGCUCCCGACAUCGCAUCUUCGAAGAAGAGCCAACAAAAAGAGUCUAGAUGAAGAUACUCCCUUGGGGAUUGACUUCUCCAAGUUUGAGUAUGCAAUUGAACGAAAGAUUCUUGAGACAUCACUGCUGGAAUUGUGUUAUUAUACGGAUGUCGUUGGUCUCGUCCCUAGAGCCUCAAUCACGCAACCGUCUGCGUCCGAUCCUUUUGACAUCGGUAAUGGUGAUAUUGGGCCAGAGUGGGGAGUGGAUAUCGCUGUGAAUGAUGGGACUUUGAAAUACGGCCCUUGGGCAGACAGGCAACGGGGAGAACUACAAAGAACAUUUUUCCCUCCCGUUUAUAGCGAUUCGCAGGAAAGUCAACGCCUACAGCCUGGCGAUUCACGAGUCUGGACCGCUAUGCGUGUCUUUCUAGAACUUCGUGGCGAAACGACUCUGCAUGUUCCCCUGCGUGAGAGCUCGAAGAACUGGCAAUGGGAUGGAGUCGUAAAAGAAACUGAACGACCUAGAAAGCGAGAACCUGCCUACUUGCACCUUACCGCUGGUGAUCGGUCAUCCAUAAGCUACCUUAUGCCUAUGGUCGCUAGUAAGAGAGGUUACGAACCUAUCCUGGAAGUCCAUCUCGACACAGUGACUAUGACUUCGAGUUUGAAUGAUAUUCGACUCGUCUCUGCUGAAUCAUGUCGAGUUCAUUGUGAGCUACCAUCUCCACUGAAAUGGAAGGCUCAACGUACCUGGAACGUCGGUGUAACUCUCCGGCGACCGACUUUGUAUUUAAUACGCGACCAUAUUAAUAUGUUUACCGAUUUGGGGAAGGAUUGGUCCUCAGGCUCUCCACACGAUUACCAGCGAUUCAUUCCCAUGAUCUAUCAAAUUCAAUUGGAUAUGCAUUACUAUGAACUCAAUCUUUAUGCAAAUGACCAGAAUAUCAUCGACAAGCCGCUUGUUGAGGACGAGAACGCGAUUUUCACUCUUGCUGGUGUACGAUUCAGUUUCAAUACGACCAUCCCCUCGAAUGUCUACCGACCAGAAUCCACGACCGUUCCGCUCUCAAUUGAUGUUCCUGAUGUUUCUCUGAAACUCUCUCUUCCCCGUUGGAACACGAAUGCAUUACACGCGCCAAAGAAAGGCAAUACUUUGGCUAAGGUAGGAUCGUUCCACAUGGAUGGCUCUUACCUGUAUUUUGCCGAUUUUCAUGAAGAACACGUCGAACAACUCGUCCUGACGAUGAAAGUCCGCGAUAUCAUCUUCAAAAGUUUAGGCUGGUCUAUCCGCUACUUCAUGAUACUACGCGACAACUACCUCGGCUCCUUCACACAUUUCUCUACCUUGUACGAAUAUCUGCGUAAACAGAAAAGAGGUGCUCCACUAGGCGAUCCUGUUAAUAAUAUGAUGCAGGUCGAACUCGGUAUCAAUGUAUUGGAUGGCUUUAUUGUUCUUCCCGUGGGACUCCCGGGGUAUGAGAUUGGUUUAGAUAUGCCCGCAGCACCACCGAAUAGCAUCGGGCGUUGCGUGGUUAUCACGAUGCCGGAACUCAACCUACAGUUACGCUUGCACGAUUUGUAUAUGGAAAUGACCCUCAACAUUGGGACCAUUAGUAGCAGCAUCGAAGAGCAGUUUCCCGAGACUCUUACCUAUCCAGAAAUCAAGGCCAAGAAGGCGCACGCUGUUCUGAUUGUCGACGGCAUUGACAUCGUUGCCAAUAGGUUGUUCGGUCCAGUACCUCGCACCAUCACUUAUGUCUGUCUUUGGGAAAUUCACGUGGGCGGCAUCAAAGCCUCGUUAUCUGCUUAUCAAGCGACUGUCUUCCAAGCCGCUGUUCGAGCCCUUGGAAUCAACUUCACGGAUCCUCUUAAUGCACCUGCCGAUCAAUAUCAGACUGGUAUUUAUCCUGACAUAACAUUCGUGAAAGUCUCUUUGGAAACAGUCGAGAUUCUCUGGAAAGCAGGUUGUGCGACAGCGCACGUUUCUGUACACAAAGGUCUGAAAUUCGACUACAAUGAUCUUGGAGGCCAAUUCCACAAAAAACUCACCAGUAUACGAUUACCCCACCUCUCCGUCAAGGCACUCCUUGAUUAUAAUGCAUCUAACACUUGGCUUGAAGCUGCCGAAAUCGUCACGGAUGUCUUUCUUGACAUAUAUUCUUCGCCCGCUGGCUGGCAUGAAAUGAGCGCAACACAAGCAGAUUUUGUGUGGGAGCAGGAUCGACCCACUGGGAGAGUUGACCAACUCAUAACUAUGUUGAAGACCACGCGAUCUGUAUCAGGUCAGUGGACUCUAACCUCGGCCUUUGCUAUAACCAUGGUAAUCGCGGAUCCAGGAAUUCGUAAACACUUGAAAAAUGUCUACAUGCCGCAGCCUACAAACCCACGUCAAAAUGCUUAUUCGCGGCGUCACUAUGAACAUCAUCCGCGAAGUGACAUUGGACCAAUCGACGACGUAGUUCAGUCCUCUGAAUCGGACGGAGAAAAUCCUAGCGGUUUCGCAGAUACGAUACGAGCUGCUCGUCCGCUGUUUAGCUCACAUACUCCGGAUGAAAAAAACGAGGAAGAAAGCUUGAGUAUCGGAGACGAAUCCGACAAUGAGGAUCUCACAGAUCGUUCGGAUGGCGAAUGGUCAGAUUCAGAUAACGAACCUGACUCUAACGCUCGCGCCCUCAAACAAUAUGUCCACCUUGUAAGGCACUACAUUCUGCACCGUGGUGAUAGCCCAUCACUCUGGGAAGAGGGACCUUUCAUACCAAUAAGAGAAAAUCAAUUCGCAUAUGCGAAGAAACAUCUCAAUGCUGAAAGAUCGAAUUGGACACCCUUCGCUUUCGAGCCCCCGGAUAAUUCGAAGAAUACCAUCACAGUCAAAUUUUCUCAACACGACGGUAUUGAUCUCAAAUUGACGCCGUUGAUCGUCAACGUUCUUGAGGCUUUACAGUCUGAUCUCGAGUCUACACAUUUCAACGCGGAAUAUUUGACUGACAGAUGGUUGUCUUCAUACAUUGGCGACUUUCCAGAUCCUUCCAAACCCAAGGUUUCCAGUCGCACAAUCUUGGACAUUCACUCUGAAUCCGUCGCUUUGCACGUAUUGCAUCGCCUUGACGUCAUAGAAAACGGCCCUGUUCACAAAAACGACUAUUCGGGGAGAUUUGCCUACCUUGUAUUCACUGCUUCGAACAUCCAAAUUUCCGGAAAUGUGUCUGUUGAGAAUCGUUCUAUUGCCGCCCGCUUCGCUCGCACGGAUAUGGAUUUGACUAGCGUUCACAGCGAUGGGCGCGCCGCAGCAAAGCAGCCAGCCCUUUCCUUUUCUGUCCUCGAAUUUCAAACCACACUGUUCAAAGAUAAUCAUGAGUUUUCCUGCGCGAAAUUGACGGCGGAGCUUUCACACUCACUCCCCUCAUUGCUUAUCUCUGUCGCCAAUGCAGUCGAAGGUGAUCUACCUCGACUGGUUAGAUUACGGAAAAGAGCGAGCGAGUCUUCCUCUAAUGUGAUUCGAUCCACCAUCUACCACAUCCUUCAUUCUUCUAGCAAUGAGUUGGUCAUUGAUCCUUUGUCCACAAUACAGCCUUCUUUCCUGGUUCAAGUUGGUCUACCGCAGAUGUUACGCGUCGAUCCGGCGUUUCGAUUCCUUUUUCAUUUACGCGAUUGUCUUUGGCGUCUGCGAGAGGUCAAUCCCACCUGGGAUAUGGACCGGAUCGAAGCUCAAAAAGUCACGAUAGAUGAUGUCACACCUCUUUUAAGGGAUCGCCUCCUCGCUUUGGAUCCAGAUGCCUACCACACAUCACGAUUAGAGUCCCUUCAGCCUUUGCUCCCCUUCAUUAAACCUGCGACGAAUCGGCGAAAGGAUGAGACUCAUUUCUCAUUCUCUUAUGUGUCAAUCAAACUAAAUUCUGUCGAAUUGAAAGUCGCUGACUCAGAGAAUCGGACCCCCUGCCAGAUAUCCUUAUCUGACAUGUUUUCCGGCUUGCGCUUAAGACAUCACCAACUUUUGGAUGAAGAGGAUGAAUUUCGUAGACUGGCAGCUUCACAGACGUCUCUCCGUUCCAAGUCACCUGACUUGGUUCAGAGAGCCUCAGUUUCCAUCGUUCUAGGGGACAUUCAGACAACAGUUUAUCCUUAUCUUAUAAACUUUGUUCAAGAAAUCAUCCGGGCUCAGAAACUCAACGCAGGUGCUUCUUCCGCCAAAAAACUUAAGAGAGCACGGUUCAAACCAUUCAAUGUGGUGUACAUUCAUGCUGUUCUUACUAUCAAACGAUUUCGGUUGCGCGCUUCAGCCGAGAAGUUGACGUUCGAAUUCGGGAUUUCAGAAUUACGCCACUCAUCAACUGUUCUCAUCCAUCAUCACUCAAAAAAGCAGUCAAUGAACCAUUCACUAUUGUUUACAGAGAUGUUUAUAAAGGCUCGUGCAACGUCUGAGCCUCACGAACACGAUGAUCUCGCGUCACUAACGAUUGCAGAUUCUCUACUGAGCUCUGUGAUGCGAAAUGAAACACUGGAUCAGAGCAUCAAAUUGGCGUUUAAUUUGAAAGCUCUACGCUUCAGCGUUCCACGCAGUGCAUUGCGACUCUAUCAUUUCGUGGAGCAAUGGAGGGCAGACUUUCUCUCGGGCAUCGAGAGUACAGUGCAAGCUCUUAUAUUAGAAGUCAAUAAACCGUCUACAAAUAAUGCCCGUCUCCCCCAGUCACAUUCAACCUUUCCAAAGUCUUCGACUCUCCAGAUCGAUGGCCAGGUCUCAUGUGCCGGCAUUUAUCUGCGCGUCAUGCACGAUACCUGGCUUUCUUGGGAAGUUAAUGAUAUUAGCCUCUUUCUAAACUCUCUGGCAAGAGCUCGUCAAAGAUCUCAUGAAUUCGGUUUACAACUCUCAUCACAACUCUUCGCCGUUUCCACGGAAUCAUCAGAGCCUUCCUACAAAACUCGCGUGAAGUUUGAGUUUCCACCUACUCUUCUUUCUGGUCAUAUCGAUCAAUCAUCUAUCCGUAUAACUUCGUUCAUACACUUUCUGGAAUUGAAAGUGAAACCUUCCUACUGGGAUACUUUGUUAGCGGUACAGCAAAAGUUUGGCCAGGAUUUCAAUGAUCUACUGGUGGUGAUCCAGCAGACACGAUCCAAAAGAUUCCCAGCUCCUCCGGCUUCCCUUUCAAAACCCGAAACUACUACACAGACAGACUUUUCAGUGUUCGUACAGAUGGAAGGGUUUCGCAUUGGCUUUGAAGGGCGAUCCUCUGUUUUGUAUCUUGAAUGUCCUGGUAUACGAUCCAAAUUUGAGGGUGUUCCCGAAAAAGCUUGGUCUGUCGUCGUGACUGACUUGGCUCUUUCUCUUGCUCCACGUUUGAGCAUGACCCCUCACUCAUUUGGGCUUAACAGACAUCAACGCAGCGCAUUCGUUAUCAUCGAUUUCAAGAUUCAAUCAGAGAGCCAAGGAUCUGGGAGUGAAGCCCUUGAAGUUGUCGUUACGAAGAUUCAUGCUGUGAUGCAACCAAGCUCAAUUGGGGAAAUGGGUGAUUUCAUAGAUGAACUUCAGGAGGAGAUGAUUGACCGUCGUGAGCAGCGCACUCAGGAACUAGCCGCAUUCAAACAGAAGACACAACGCCUGAUUAAGACUUUCGAAAUCAAAAAUCAAGAGCCUGCACUGUCUGAUAGGAUUUCAUGGCUGGACAACUACAUCAUCCAAUUCUCGUUGAGUAACAUCGGAGUCGCAUUUCCUCUCGCCCAUGAUCACGAUAUGGACUUGCCCCCGUUAGGAAGUCAUGACUCCACUGCGGUACGGGCAUUCUUGUUUUCCAUCAAAUCUGUGAAGUUCGGAACGCAACGUGGAGAAACUGGUGAAGCGGGAAUGGAAAGCCUAUCGUUCCAAUUUGUCCCUCGCUUCAGACAAUCUGUUCCCACUGAUUUUUUGGGUGAAACCCAUGAUACCCGGAAUCGAUUGCUAUACCCCACAAUGACAGCUCAGCUCAGGUCCUCGAAGUCCGCAACGUUCAAUCAAAUCUAUAUGACUGCCACAGUCAGUGGAUUCGUUUUGAAUAUGGAUUCGACCAUUCCGGAUUAUGUGUUUUCGCUGUUUGAUGUAUAUCGCCACGGCAAAGAGCGUGUCCAAAGGUUAUCUGCGAGCAUACCUCGAGGAGGUUCAAGUAUACCGAACGCUGCGGUAUCCAACAGGCAAAUUAGUCACUCCGCCGCCUCUCCCGAUAUAUUUGCCUCUCUCACUUUUCAAAGUGGUAAAGUAUGCAUGUUCAGUACGGAUGCUUCAAAAUCCUCCCGAAUCAGAGCCUACAGCGGGACAUGGGAUCGUCCGGAAGAACCCAUAGGAGAUGUUGAAGCAGAAGUUUUCAACCUUCCCGUAGUUUCUGUUUGGGCAGAAUAUCGAGCUGCGCCACCUUCUAGGCAGGGAUCAAACACAGAAAUAGAGCCGUCGAUAUUGAUAUUCAAAAGCACGGUCCACUCUAGUCAUAACACGCUCCGACCCAUGUUGCUACCAUUCGUUACAGAGGUCGUCACCCAUGUCGAGGCAAGACUUCGUACUUCAACUCGCAUAGAUUUGCCCUCGUUAGCAGUAGAGCCUGCCGUCCAAACCGAGGUUACUCCUGUUCCUAAUGCUACUUCCACCCUUCGCAUGAGUUUCAGUCUCCGCAUCGAUCAAUCUCGAUUAGAGCUGACUUGUUUACCUGAUGUAAAUGUUGUCGCCGCUGUUAAUUGGGACAGUGGAGGGUUCAUGGUGAAUGUUUUACCUGGUUCUCGGGACGUCACCUUUACUGGAGUUGUUGGCGGAUUGACUAUUGGACUGAAACACGGAUUCUUGAGUGAAGACUGUCUCAAAUUAGAUGCUCGUAAUUUGGCCUUUUCUGUGGCUUUGGGAAAACCGUGCUUCCAGGAUAGGCCAAUGCUCACAUCUAUCUCUUUGGUGGUCGACACAGAGUUUCUGGGGGCUGUUCGGUUUUCUCGACUACAGGAUAUUCUCUGCUUCAAAGCCGUUUGGCUUGAUCGAAUACCUGUUUUCAAUACACAUAACGACAAUGACGAUUUGUCUAAAAUCAAGCCCAAUCACGCUCCUCCUACUACGCCCAAUAAUAAACCGGAAUUUGACAUUGCGAUACUCGUUCGCAUCCGUCGAAUCAAGUUAGAAGUUGACCUUGGGCAAUCCAUCAGUACAGUAACUUUACACCUAGAAAACUCUAAUCUACGCACCAAACUCACCCAGUCUUUCCAUGAAUUGUCCAUUCGGGUUGGUCACCUGGCAAUUACCGCAAAAGGCAAUGUGGCCGGUUAUGCCAACGUGCCGAAUUGUGUAUUUCAAACCAUACAAUGGGUUGGAAAACCUCCCGUCGAAGAUGGUACUCGGGAUCGCAUGCUGGAACUUCGUAUGAUGAGUGGACCGUUGAUUGUCAUGCUUGAAUCGGACUAUCAGAAGUUGCUGCAUUACCGAGCUGAACCUUUGGAAGUCGACAUCCUCGAUGAUUGGUCCAUCCCCAAAUCCAGUCAAACUGAUCGUCCUUUGCGUCUGUCGUUUACAGUCAAGAGUAAAGAAGUCGUGGCAAUCGCUACUGUCGGGACUAUUCCAAAACUCCUAGCGUACGCGAACAAGUUCAAGGCGAACCUUGAGGCUCAAAGAGAGGGAGCGAGCAGGGAAUCAAACACUUUCCGAAUAUCCAGAGCACCCAAACCUGAUAAUCCUCUGUCUGCAGUUGCCGAGGCCAUGAUAACCUCAGCUCGAACUCGUUUCAAAGAAGCUGAUGCUAUUUUGUCGUAUACUAUCCGCCAGCACAUGAGUUUACGUCUGGAUUUACUGUGCCUCGUCGUAUUCCCUCGGACCAUGGGAGACGCAGAGGUUGCACAAUUUGUAGGCCAGGACGUUCGCGGUAGGCUCAAUCGUCUAAUUGAAUCUGCGAGUACUUCCAGCAAGAGGGAUAUCCGUCUGUCGUUCUCUUUCAUGAGGAUAUCUCGGUUCACACAACUCGGACACGCGAUUAUGCCUCCAAUCACUGAGAUCUCGGAUGGAAGGCAGUGGUUAGAAGACUUAUUGAAGGAUGCUAAUAACGCUGAUAUCGUUGGUCUACCGUCUAUGAUAAUGCACAUGGCUAGCACAGAAUCCCAGGAAGGUCUCCAUAAAACACUUGCUUACAACUUUGACAGCCAGUUUGUUCGCUUGAAGGGUGUGCAACAUAGCGAAGACAUUUACAUCACCCUCAACGUUGGCUUAUAUUCAUGGUUGACCGUGUUGCGAAAAACGCUCAGCCGGGAGAUGGAACAAGUUCAAACCGCUGCUGACUGGAGGAUGUUUGCAGCUAACCCAGUACAAACUCGAAGAAAUAUUCCAGAGCCACUCAAUUUGGCCAACCCGCCCCGCUCGGCCACUGUACCUUCCCCUACGAACGUAUUCUCACCUCUUUCUCCCAAAUCUGCCUCGGCAGUGACGACUAACUUUGGAAGUUCUCUGGAUGUAGCUUCUCUAUCCAAAAGUCAGUCGGAAGCCUUUGCCCCUUCACCAACGGACGGCGAGGGCGAAGCGAAAGCUUUCGUCUACCGACCGGGCCACCGUCGCAUUGAACGCUUGACAAUGCGGCAACUGGGCGAAGCAACUCCGGAUGUUAUGCACCCCUUCUUCAUGAAAAAAGCUGGAUUCAGCUUGGAAGAUUCGCUCCCGCAAUACGUUCAUGAAUAUGCCACGGUGCCACUUGAAGAAAUCAUGGAGGUGUUGCUGAGAUUGUAUAGCAGACAAUUGUUAGCAGCCACUAUAUGA
This is a messenger RNA of Lentinula edodes (shiitake mushroom), 9702 nucleotides long. RefSeq lists its product as uncharacterized. The coding region runs from base 1 to 9702 and encodes 3233 amino acids. The record is from RefSeq and is a predicted model, not a curated record. The transcript has 22 exons. Lineage: Eukaryota; Fungi; Basidiomycota; Agaricomycetes; Agaricales; Omphalotaceae. Gene Ontology annotation, biological process: fermentation. Gene Ontology annotation, cellular component: membrane.